This is a messenger RNA of Saccoglossus kowalevskii, 572 nucleotides long. RefSeq lists its product as uncharacterized. NCBI's taxonomy places the organism in Eukaryota, Metazoa, Hemichordata, Enteropneusta, Harrimaniidae. Gene Ontology annotation, biological process: signal transduction. The record is from RefSeq and is a predicted model, not a curated record. Gene Ontology annotation, molecular function: protein binding.
CAGAUGCAGUGGAGAAAGCAACGGUUGUCAUUGUCUGCAUGUCUCAGAAAUAUAAAGACAGUUCUAUGUGCAGAACAGAAGCCACAUACAGUUUUAAAUUACAAAAAACGAUUAUUCCAUUGAUGGUGGAACCCAAUUACUCCCCAGAUGGUUGGCUGGGAGCACUACUUGGAACAACAUUGUAUUUCAAUUUCUGUGCCGAAGAUGACUUGGAAGUCGUAAUAUCCAAGAUUCUAGAAAAAGUACAAUUUAUAAUGCCUUCAAGUUUUCAAGUUACAAGUUUAAGUAAUCCUUCAACAACCAAGCCUGAAGACGCACCGCAAGCUUUAGUCACAUCAUGGUCCUCCGACAACGUUCAUGAGUGGUUGUGCCAAAACGAUCUUGAAGACAUGUCUAAUCAUUUUACUGUGUAUAAUGGUGAAAUGUUGAUACAGAUGAAAAAGUUAUCCCACCAAGCACCAGAGUUUUUUUACAAGUCACUGAAAACAGAUGUUGGGUUUCAGGACCUGUAUACAAUAUUAAAAUUUGCGAAAGCUUUGGACAAAUUAGUGAUUUAAUAUUACACAAGGCAC